Pseudopipra pipra is the source of this 7777-nucleotide messenger RNA. It is a transcript of the gene PHEX, whose product is annotated as phosphate regulating endopeptidase X-linked. Gene Ontology annotation, biological process: protein processing. The transcript is spliced from 22 exons. Gene Ontology annotation, molecular function: metalloendopeptidase activity. Gene Ontology annotation, cellular component: plasma membrane. Bases 511 to 2754 code for a protein of 747 amino acids. Lineage: Eukaryota; Metazoa; Chordata; Aves; Passeriformes; Pipridae. The record is from RefSeq and is a predicted model, not a curated record.
UAAUUAGUCUUCUCUAAAUAAGUGCAAGGAGGAAAAAAAAAGAAAACCUUCCAUCAGUCUUGUGUUUGUAGAAGUUGUCAGCAGUCCUGCUUUGAUUGUAAAGGGUUUACAGCUUUAUGUUUGAAUAGCUAAAACAUCUGUUCAGCGACAUUGUGAAAUCCUCAUGUUCAGAACCCCUGAUAAGGGGGACUGCUGAGCGAUUGGCUCAUAGAGGCUCUCCAGGCAGCGGGGGCUGUACGUACAGUGGUCACCGCUUGCCUUCCCUCCUCCUGGUCAGAGGAAGACAUAGGAGACAGCUACAAUUUUACACGUGAUUUUCCUUUGAGAAGGAGAGAGCAGGAAGUGCCUAGGAAAUGGUUCAUGACAGAAACAUGGAGUUUUAAAUAGGAGAGAGGAGGAGGAGGAGGAGGAGAGCUCAUGGGCACAUUUGUGAACAGUUGAAACACUGACACCACAGCAGCAGGGGAAAACCAGACUUCUGCGACAGCAAGCACACCCCAAGCUAUCCUGAUGGAAGGAGAGACGGCACCAGAGGCCAGAAGAGGAGCCAGCAAAGCCACACGGAUCGCCCUCGGUGUCUUUGUGAGUAGCACUGUUGUGCUUGGCACCGCGCUUUUCUUGGUUAGCCAAGGUCUUAUAAAGUUUCAUCCGAAGCAACAGUACUGUUUGACUGCAGAAUGCAUUGAAGCUGCUGCUGGCAUCCUGAGCAAGAUAAAUCAAUCUGUAGAUCCGUGUGAGAACUUCUAUAGAUUUGCAUGUGAUGGCUGGAUAUAUAAUAACCCUAUUCCUGAAGAUAUGACAAACUAUGGUGUUUAUCCUUGGCUGCGACACAAUGUGGACCUCAAACUAAAGGCAUUGCUUGAGAAACCCAUCAGCAAAAGACGAGACAGUGAAGCUGUACAGAAGGCCAAAGUCCUUUACGCAUCCUGCAUGAAUGAGAAUAAAAUUGAAAAAGCUGAUGUGAAGCCCCUCUUAAGUAUCCUGAAGCACUCACCUUUCCGCUGGCCUGUGUUGGAAUCCAGUAUUGGACCUGAAGGACUGUGGUCAGAAAGGAGAUUUAGUUUACUCCAAGCCUUGGCAACUCUUCGUGGCCAAUACAGUAACUCUGUCUUCAUCCGUUUAUAUGUGGCUGCUGAUGACAAAAUCUCCAAUCGGUAUAUCCUGAAGCUUGACCAAGCAAGCCUCUCUCUGGCAUCUAGAGAGGAUUACCUAGAAAACACCACAGAAGCCAAAUCUUACCGAGAUGCCUUUUUGCAGUUCAUGGUUGAUACAGCAGUGCUUCUAGGUGCAAAUGCUUCACGAGCCGAAUCUGAUAUGAAAUCAGUUCUAAAACUGGAAGUUAAAAUAGCAGAGAUCAUGAUUCCAUAUGAAAAUCGAACAAGUGAGGUGAUGUACAAUAAAAUGAACAUAUCGGAGCUUAGUGCCAUGAUUCCACAGUUUGACUGGCUGGGAUACAUCAAGAAGGUGAUUGACACCAAACUCUAUCCUGAGCUUAAAGAUAUAGGUCCUUCAGAAAAUGUGAUUGUCCGUGUUCCCCAGUACUUCAAAGAUUUAUUCAGGAUACUAGAAAAUGAAAGGAAAAAGACUCUUGCCAACUACCUGGUGUGGAGGAUGGUUUAUUCAAGGUUAUUUAAUCUCAGCAGACGUUUCCAGUAUCGGUGGCUAGAAUUUUCUCGGGUGAUCCAUGGAACCACAACUUUGCUGCCUCAGUGGGAUAAAUGUGUGGACCUUGUUGAAAACGCACUCCCCUACGUUGUGGGUAAGAUGUUUGUGAAUGCCCAUUUUCAAGAAGACAAGAAAGAGAUGAUGGAGGAGCUGACGGAAGGAAUUCGCUGGGCUUUUAUUGACAUGUUGGAAAAAGAAAAUGACUGGAUGGACUCUGAAACAAAAAGAAAAGCUCAUGAGAAGGCAAAAGCAGUUAUGGCGAAAGUUGGUUACCCUGAGUUUAUAAUGAAUGACACAUAUAUUAAUGAAGACAUCAAAACACUGAAGUUUACAGAAAGUGACUAUUUUGGCAAUGUAUUGCAAACUCGCAAAUACGUAGCCCAAUCUGAUUUCUACUGGCUUAGAAAAGAAGUUCCAAAAACAGAGUGGUUUACAAGCCCAACUACUGUAAAUGCUUUUUAUAGUGCAUCUACCAACCAGAUCAGGUUCCCAGCAGGAGAACUACAAAAACCUUUCUUUUGGGGAACAGAGUAUCCUAGGUCAUUAAGUUAUGGUGCCAUAGGAGUAAUUGUUGGCCACGAGUUUACCCAUGGAUUUGAUAGCAAUGGUCGGAAAUAUGACAAAAAUGGAAACUUAGACCCUUGGUGGACAACUAACUCUGAAGAAAAAUUUAAAGAGAAAACAAAGUGCAUGAUUGAUCAAUACAACAAUUACUACUGGAAGCGAGCUGGCUUAUAUGUGAAAGGGAAGAGGACUUUGGCAGAAAACAUUGCAGAUAAUGGAGGUUUGAGAGAAGCUUUCAGGGCAUACAGGAAAUGGAUUACAGAAAAGAGGGGAGGAGAAGAAGAGCCUUUACUGCCAGGCCUUGAGUUCACACACAACCAGCUUUUCUUUCUGAGUUAUGCCCACGUAAGAUGCAACUCCUUUAGACCAGAAUCUGCGAGGGAGCAAAUAUAUACUGGAGCUCACAGCCCUCCACAGUUCAGAGUUAUUGGAGCCAUGAGCAACUUUGAAGAGUUCCGUAAAGCUUUCAAUUGCCCGAGGAAUACGACGAUGAACCGAGGAGCAGAAUCCUGCCGGCUGUGGUAGAUGUUCCUUCCAGGUCUUCUGUCAACAGGAGUCUGCAAUGUGAACUGCUGAGCUCAAGACCACUGCUAGAGCUUCAGAAUAAUGUUCUGAAAUCUGGAGAGGUGUUACUUCAAAUGCAUCUUCCUUAUCCAUGUUGAUGACCAGCAUGGAUCUAAUCAUCCCUGUUUAGAGCCUAGAAACAUUCCAAAUAGAAGAGGUUUCCUUUAAUGAUAAUAAUAAAAAGUAACUCAUUUUAUCCAUAAAACUACUCCUGCUCAUCUGCAGUUGCAUUGCUUUUGAUGGAUAACUGCCAUUAUCAAUUCUAAUUCCUGAUUUAUAGUUGAGCAAGAGGUAAAUGCUAAAAUCCAGUUUUAAUCUACUGCUCUGCAGGGGUGCUGUGCAGAAUGCUCCUACACAAAAUUUAUUCUUUCCGGAUGAAGAAAUUCAUGAGACCUGCUAUAAAGUCAGAUCUGAUCUGCUGAGUGAUACAACAUUUUCAUAACUUAAACUGUCACAGCCCAGCAUGCCAUAAACGAUGUUGUGUGAUGUAAAGACACAAGACUUUAUAUAAAUUCAGUUUAAUAUGUCAGAUUAGUGCCUCAGGUUUUGGAACAGUUUCAAGCUGAGGAAGUACCUCAUAGUAUCCAUCUGCUACAACUAAAACACAAAGGAUACUUGUCAGAUCGUGGCCUCCUCUAAUUUUAGAACAGCUUAUGAUAAAAAUCAAUGUAUGAUGAAAAUCAAAGGCUUGCAGAGGGAAUUCCCAACACCAUGAUACUCAUAAAUAUUGCAGCAUGUAUUCCUGUUUGCACUGUGGGUAGUUUUUUUCCCGGGGGUGGUUUUUACCUUGUGCUGAAGAUAGCUUUACCUACAUCUAUUUUUUAAGCCUGAAAUACUAUACCACUUGUAAGUUAUGGGUAUUUUAGUGUUGGGUCUUACAGAGGAUUGUAAGUAGUGUGCAUCUUUGCCCUCAUGUUCUGGAUGGAGCAGGAUGAUUUGUGAUUUUAAAGAAAGAAGAAUAUGCAACAGAAAAACAGAUUACCAGCAGCAUUUGACUUGUCUGGAUAAAAAGAGCAAUUUAGGAAUAGAGGACUUAUAAAUACACUAAAAAUGCAGGCCAGUUGAGUCUUUAAUUUGAUUUCUAACAAUAUUCAUGAAAACACAUUUUAUUGAAGAGAAAAACUUUAACAUAUAACUGUUACUGGGACACACACACAAAGAACAACUCUUUCUUUUCUAACAGAAAGAUACUUAUUUAAGUGAUAUAUAUUUAUACCUUGUGCAUUAAUUCAUUUUUACAUGGUGGAAUUUCUUUAGAUUUAAUUACUGCAAAUCCAUAUAGGUCUCUGUGUGUAUGUACUUUUAUAUAUAUAUAUAUACAAAAAAUAUAAAUUCUUUUAUAUGCUUAAAGUUUAUUUUAUCAGUAUAGAAAUGUUAGUAAGAUAAACUUUUUUUACAAGGAGUUGUCAAAUAUUGUUGGAUAAAGAAUUGAUUGGAUGGUCACAUGCAGAGGGUAGUGAGCAAUGGCUCAGAGUCCUGAUGGAAAUCACUGAAAAGUGAUGUCCCUCAGGGGUCCAUAUUUGGACCAGUGUUAUUUAAUAGCUUAAUUAAUGACAUAGACAAAGAGAUCAAAUGCACUUGCAGCAAGUUUGCAGAUGACACCAAACUGAGUGGUGUGGUUGCCACACUUGAAGGAUGGGAUGUCAUCCAGAGGGACCUGGACAAGCUCAAGAAGUGGGCCCAUGGAGAUCUCGUGAAGUUUAACAAGACCAAGUGCAAGGUGCUGCACCUGGAUUGGGGCAGCCCCCAUUAUCAAUACAAGAGGAUGAACAGAUCAGGAGCAUCCCUGUCAAGAAGGACUUGGUGCUGCUGGUGGGUGAGAGGCUGGACAUGACCUGAGCAUGUGCAUUUGCAGCCCAGAAAGCCAGUUGUAUCCUGGGCUGCAUCCAAAGGACUGUUGCCAGCAGGUUGAGGGAGGGGAUUCUGUCCCUCUAUUCCACUCUGGUGAGAUCCCGCCUGGAGAACUACAUCCAGCUCUGGAGUCCCCAGCACAGGAAGGACUCUGGAGCGAGUCCAGAGGAGGCCGCCAAUAUGACUGGAGGGCUGGAGCACCUCUGCUAUGAGGAAAGGCUGAGGGAAUAAGGAUUGUUCAGCCUGGAGAAGAGAAAGCCUUGGGGUGACCUAUUUGCAGCUUUCCAGUCCCUGAAGGGAGCCUACAAGAAGGCUAGAGACAUACUAUUUACUAGGGACAUUUAGUGACAGGAGAAGGGGGAAUAGUCUCAAACUGAAAGAAAGCAAUUUUGGAUUAGAUAUUAGGAGGAAGUUCUUUGCUGUGGGGGUGGUAAGACACUGAAACAGGAAGUCCAGAGAAGCUGGGGAUGCUGCAUCCCUGGAAAUGUUCAAGGUCAUGUUGGAUGGGGCUCUGAGCAACCUGGUCUAGUGGAAGGUAGUGGGUUGGAAUUAGGUGAACUUUAAGGCCUUUUACAACACAAACCAUUCUAUGAUUUUAUGAUUGUCCAUCAGUCAAGGUGGAGGAAGGUUUACUGAAGCUAGGUAACUGAAGCAAAUGGGAUUAUUCUUAUGUUUCUUUAGAAAGAAGUGGGACAUAAUGGAAACAUAAUUUAUGAAAAAAGACACGAUUUCGAACUACCUUCUAGUGCAAAAGAAGCAGACAUUCCUAAACUCAAGGCUCUAUUGACCCCUUUUGGAAACAAAAUAUUAUGGUUUGGAACCAGAACAUUCUUUUAUCAAUUUUCCCGGAAAAAGUCAAAGUUUUCUUAAGAGGAAAAGCAUUUUUGCUUCCUUCAUGCUAGCUCUGUUCCUGAGUUCCAUGGAUUACAAUUUAUCAUUUGAAUUGCCACUUUUUCUAGAGGUAUUUUUCACAUAAAUUGUGAUGGCAGUAUUUUCAUAGAUCUUUUCCUCAAACAAGCAGGUAUUGGUCUUCAGCAAAGGGAUACUGUUUGCCUGGUAAUGGGAAAGUUCUUUAGCAAAUUGAGUGCUGUAGUGACUUCAUUUCUGUGCUCGUAUGAGCACUGACACAACUUGAUGUUGAUUGCUUUGGAUCAACAGCACAAAGUUCAGGGUCGAUAUCCUGGCCCCAUUAAAGGUAGUACCAAUACGGUCGUUGUCCUCAGAAAAGUCAGGACAUCAACUCAAACACUUAUCUAAAUUUGCUAAAUUAUUGGACUAUGCAAAGAUGGUUUCACAACAGUUGACUUUAAAUUUUCUAAUUUUAUCUCUCAAAUCAGAGAUGCAUUUGCAAGAACUCUUCUCUCAUGGUUAUUUUCCAGUGAGGCAGAUUCUGUCUUUUGUUGUUUAUGGGGUUGUUUUUCUGUAUUGGAUAGCGAUUUCUUCUAAAUGUCUGACAUUUCUUGCCUUAAAUGUCACUCUUCCUGCUCCUUGCUAGGCUCAGGUCUUUCAUGUUUAAUACCAAGGAUUUUUGAACUGUGGUAUGUGUAUUCCCAACAGCAAAGUAAUCACUGCAAACUCUUUCAUCCUUGCUAGGAUAUCUCCUGUAGGAGGCAGGGGGCAGGUUCUGGGCUGGGGGGAUAUAGGAAGCUGAAGGGUUUGAGGGAAAUGCACUAGAAGAGAAGAAGAAAGCAUAUGACCAGAUUUUGUACCCUGAUUUUAGCAGUUGAGAUGGCACCUACACACUGCCAGGAAAGUCAGAAGUCCCUGCUGCUGACUGGCACAUUCAUUAGUAGUAUCCUAGUUUGGGGAAUCCUUGCUGUUGACUCAGGUUUUCAGUGCCUUGGGCUUAGGUCUUGCAUAUGUCCACACAAGGAUCCUGGUCUGCCUCACCUGCCUGCUUUUUACCUCAAACCAAACAGCUGAUUAUGCAAUUUACAGUUCACUUUGAAGUAAGAUACUUUCAUAUCAUUUGCAAAGCAAAGCGGAAGGUAAUUAAACGUGAUAAAACUUUUAUCACCAAGGACAGCCAAGACAUUAGUGAUGAUUUGUGAGGGCUCUUCCCAUUUUCUCUCUUUUAUUGGACUACUUGGCUAUGCUUUGUUUUCCUGUUGUGCCUCCUGGGUCUAUGCUAGCAGUGCCUUGCUGUGUUGCACUCAGGUUCACUUAUAUCUAUGCAAAAGGAUCCUUCAUCAUACAUAUAUUUUUUCUAGAGCUUUUAAAUUCUUACUUUUUUCAGUUGCCAGUAAUAUUGUGAAAUGCUUCUUCCUGUUAACUAAGUAAUCUUCUAUUUCAGGGACCAGGAGGGGAAGGAUCACCUAUGAACAAAACAUUUUUAUCUGUGUAAAUUUGAAGAGAUAUUUUUCUACUGUGUAGACAUAAAGAAACAACCUCCACUCCUGCCCCAUGUCCCCUUCUUCAGGUCCUAGAAAUAUGGAAACAUUCUAUUCUAUUCUAGUUUAGUCUAGUCUAUUCCUUCUUUUUCUGCAUUAAUCCUGAAAUGCAAAACCACCACGUUAUACACUGUGAGUAUUUCUGCUGAUCCUAUUGUGAAGGAAUUAGCUUUACACGAGUAGCUCUCUGAAAAGGCAGCUAUGCUAUUCACCCAUGUAAACUGCUUAGGUACAUAAACAAUGUCCAAGCUGGGUCUGGAUGCUGAAGGACCAAAAAAUUCAGGUGCAUUAUAAAGCUCUGCCUCAUGCCCUGUGCAGAGGGACUUCACCAUUCUUUAGGUUGAAAUGCUAUCAUGACUCUAAUUGGUUGAAUUAUUUAUAAAAUAAUCAGAUAGGUUUGCAUAUAAGUUUUUAUUGUUAUAUGGAUUGUUAUGUCAACUUUUCAUUGAGUAUUAUAUGGAGAAUUAUACAAAGUUAAAAGGCCUUUUCUGUUUAAUUCUUUUGAAUCUGGAUUUUUAUUUGAUAGUCAGCCUAUUGUACAUUUUAAUUUUUCUUUUUGCAUACUGUAUUGAUUGACCAUUUUAAAGACAAUUGUGUUAGCCAAUAAAAGCUGAAGUGAUGAAGAAUUUUCCUAUGCUCACAGUAUGGCAAGAGCUGUUUGGCUUGGCACUGUCCAACUCUACAAUGUUACUUCUGUAAUAUAUAGUCUUAAUGAAAUGUAAUAAAGAGCAUAAUGAUGUGGC